This is a messenger RNA of Gaeumannomyces tritici R3-111a-1, 3709 nucleotides long. RefSeq names its product CAMK/CAMK1 protein kinase. The record is from RefSeq and is a predicted model, not a curated record. The coding region runs from base 1288 to 3186 and encodes 632 amino acids. The transcript has 6 exons. Gene Ontology annotation, biological process: protein phosphorylation. Lineage: Eukaryota; Fungi; Ascomycota; Sordariomycetes; Magnaporthales; Magnaporthaceae. Gene Ontology annotation, molecular function: protein kinase activity; ATP binding.
CGCAAAAAUGCGGAAAAGAAGCAACCAAAUAAACCCAUGUGCGCGCCCGCCCGAAAUCCGUCGCGCAUAUUUUCUUUCCUUUUUUUCUUUCUUUCCCUCCGACCCCUUUCCCUGCCGGAAACAAGCUCGAAAAACAGGAUUUGAAUCCCCCAGCUCGGCCGCCGACUGCGCUUCCCGCACAGCAGCCACAAGCCCACAGACACUGUAUGUCCCGUCCUCGUCCUGGCUGCCCGCCCAGCCCAAUCCCCCACCAUUCUGCGCACUUGGAUGGAGCCCGCGAGCCCACAUGGACAAGUCGCAGAACAGGUUUCCAACAACAGCAGCCCGCGUCUGUGUGUCGCAGCCGCAGCAGUUAAAGCCCCAUUUUCUGAUCGGGCUGGAAGAUAGCUAGACCUAGACCCAGCACCCCGCGCCCUUCUGUUGCUCUGUUGUCCCGCCUGCUGCCUUCUCCCGGUUCUUUGCAUUCUGCUGUUUUCCAGAACCUGCACGCAACCAGCGGAGCAGCAAAAACAGCAGCAGCAGCAGGAACAGCAGUAGCACCAGAGAAAGAACAAGUGUGUGUGCGUGUGCGUGUGCGCGUGUUUGCUUGCAAGUCGAUAGAAGGUCUGUCCGUCAUAGUCUGCUGUUAACAGACAUCAUUGUCGGCCGCCUGGUUUUUUAUUCGCUAGGCACCCGCUCGGCUGCCGUCACCCAGCCCACCCAGGACCUGCCUGCACUUCCUUUUUGUGCCCCGGCUCUCGUGAUACCUACCCCUAGGCUGCCCGUUCAAUACCUACUGGCCGCACGCCGCGAGAUUCCGUCCCACCUGCACCGUCAUACUUCGUCCCAUCCACCCCGCCAUCCACCACCCGCCGAAUUUGUCAAGGCCACGCCGACUCGCACUAAGCAAGCACGCGCUUUGGAAACACCGUGCUAUUUGAUUUGGGAUCUAUUGUCGCCGUCUCUCCGCCUGGCAAUUGCAAAGAACUUCCCCUGAAACCACCCCUAAACCACGACCGCACCGUCCUCGACUUGAUAAGGAACCUCGGCUAGGAACCUCGUGAGCAAUCGUCGACACGACCGAAUCCGACUGUUCCAGCAAAUUGUUUAAAGUGCUCCUGAACCGAAGACGUCCGAGUUCCGCGCCUUCCGAGACCCCUCGACCUCCCCGGCACCCAGUCCGGUGACGAGGAAGGAGCGCCAGAGACUGCCUCUCGCGGCAGCCAAGUCACCUCGUGGUGCCUCCCAUUUUUCAGCCUCUCCAGUUUAGUCCGUCGUCAGCCACGUUCGGCCGACGCCAGUAGCAACAUGUCGACGAUCCAGCAGCUCAAGAAUUUUAUCCGCCAUGGCAAGCAGGCCAGGGUAGCAAACCUCGACGAGCCGACGCAAAAGCGCGACAACUCGCCGCAGCAACUAGGCGCGCCGAAGAACAUCUCGGAACCCGCUCUUGGCGCCAUCCCCGCCUCCAAGCCCGCGCAAGAGGCUUACUCGGUACAGCCGGGCCAGGACGCUGCGAACCGCGCCGCUCAGGCUGGCAACAUGGCCGCACACCACGCCGAGGCCGCGCAGGGUAUCCCGAAGAGCAAGUCGAAGCGCAUAGAUGAAACCAACAUCGCCAAGCUGGUGGCUGAGGAGAAUGCCAGCAAGUCAAAGUUCCCCAAAUACCCCGGCCUCGAGAGGUGGGAGCUUCUUGAAAAGAUGGGCGAUGGCGCCUUCAGCAACGUCUACCGCGCCAGAGAUCUCGAGCGCGUCCAGCCAGGCGAGGUUGCCAUCAAGGUGGUGCGCAAAUACGAAAUGAGCAGCAUGCAGGGAAACAAGCACCUCCAUCCGGACUUCAAACCUAAGGCUCCGAAAGCUGCAGAGCGCGCCAAUAUCCUGAAAGAGGUGCAAAUAAUGCGCCAGAUCGACCAUCCCAACAUCAUCAAGCUUAUCGACUUUACAGAGUCGAAGCAGUACUACUACAUUAUUCUCGAGCUGGCUCCUGGCGGCGAGCUCUUCCACCAGAUUGUGCGGCUCACGUAUUUCAGCGAGGAGCUGUCGCGUCAUGUGAUCGUGCAGGUCGCCAAGGCGCUCGAGUAUCUGCACGAGGAGCGGGGUGUGGUACACAGGGAUAUUAAGCCCGAGAACAUCUUGUUCGUCCCCAUCCCAAUCGUUCCGUCAAAGAACCCCCAGCCAAAACAGCCCGGCGACGAGGACAAGGUGGACGAGGGAGAGUUUAUCCACGGAGUGGGUGCUGGAGGCAUUGGCCUGAUCAAGAUUGCCGAUUUUGGUCUGUCCAAGAUUGUUUGGGACACACAGACUAUGACGCCAUGUGGCACGGUGGGCUACACGGCCCCUGAGAUUGUCAAGGACGAGCGUUACUCCAAGUCGGUUGACAUGUGGGCGCUCGGCUGUGUCUUGUACACGCUGCUCUGCGGCUUCCCUCCGUUCUACGACGAGAGCAUCGAGGUGCUCACCGAGAAGGUGGCCAAGGGACAGUACACGUUCCUGUCGCCGUGGUGGGACGACAUUUCCAAGUCGGCCCAGGACCUGAUUGGCCACCUCCUGACGGUCGAUCCGGAGAAGCGGUACACGAUAACCGAGUUCCUGGCUCACCCUUGGAUCCGCGGCUCGGGCCCGACGCCACGCGACGACAAGAAAUUCACUCCCGAUGGCAUGCUCCGAGCCUUUGACGCUAGCAGGUUCAAGGAAGGGGACCGACGCUACGACUUCCGCUCGCCCGGAGCUGUCAACCUGCGCGAGGUGUUUGACGUUGGUUAUGCCGUCCACCGCCAGGAGGAGGAGGGCAAGCGCCGCAAGCAGGUGGGCACCAAGAUGGCAGGGGCCGGGCCCGCGCUCCUCAACAACUUGGAAGAGGAGGAGGACGAAGACUCGAGCAUGCGCGACGCUAGUAGUGAUGAGAGCCGCGAGUAUGCGCACGAGGGCGGCAACACGGCUCAGCUGGAGCAAAGCAUGCGCGCCGCAAACAUCCGCGAUCCAGAGCGCGGGCGUGGAAGAGAGAGCCACAAGGGCGCGCCAACCGCCGUCGCGGCCGAGGCACAGCAGCGGGGAUACGGCCAGCAUUCGGCGGCGGUGACGGCGGCAGCGAGACAGCAGGUUAGGGACCGGAACCGCCAGAAAGGCGCGUUCGAGCUGAGCCUCGAUGGUGCGACGCUGCUUGGCCGGCGAGGGCAAAAGCAGACCCCUCCGGCGACGCAGGUGGCUUAGGCGCUGUCCAGCAUGGGCACUGGACCAUAUGAAGUGUCCACAUUUCUCCUUGACGGUUUUGGCCUAUCCCCCCUCAAGCAUCGCUUCUCAACUUACCAGGCAUUUUAUUUCUCCCCUCUUCCCCAGGCGACCUUUGGGAGAUGGGACUAUGAUGUUAUUAUUUUCUUUUGUGUUUCCUAUUGGCGUUUGGUGGCAUCCGACAAAUUAUUUGGCUUGUCGGGACCGGCGGAAGGAUGGCGGUGCAUCUGGCGUCCAGGAGCAUCUCAGUAUCCCUCGUCCCACGGUCGCUCUGCUUGUUUCUUCUGGGCGUUUGUUUCACUUGGCCAAGGCAGGCUAUUUUCUUUCGAGUGUUGGAGGCCGUCCACCGACCCCAACUCUAUGAUGCCAUAAGAAGGCCAGGGAUGGGGUGGACCAGGAAAGGGAGCUAGGGGUUUGUGACGCAUCUCCUUGUGCCCGGGCUUAUAUCGAACUUCUUUGAUGUCGGUUAGCGACAUCAAACGGCAUCGCGUCGCUUUCAAUGCAU